This is a messenger RNA of Tuber aestivum (summer truffle), 1337 nucleotides long. NCBI's taxonomy places the organism in Eukaryota, Fungi, Ascomycota, Pezizomycetes, Pezizales, Tuberaceae. The record is from the annotation of a GenBank genome assembly.
AUGACACAGUGGGUUCACAACCUCAAGCCGGGCAUUGAGAGCCAGGCGCCGCAAAUCAUCCCGGUGUGCGUUUCCCUGACAGUAGUCGCUGUGAUAGCCACUGCUUUGCGCUGCCAUGUCCGGGUGAACAUGUUGAAGAUUUUUGGUGCUGACGAUUGGGUUAUUCUUGCUUCUACGGUUUGUCUGGCUCCUUCUACACUUCCUGUCUUCCGCAAUGUGUUAAAACCAAAAAAAAACAGAUAUGUUCCGUGAUUUACAACGCCCUUGCUAUCGAACGUUCGUCCUAUCCCCCAAUUAUCUUCUUUUCUGCGCUUUUCUGACGGGAAUAUCCAGAAACCCGCUGGGGACUUGGUCUCCCACUCGCUUUACGACCCAAAGCGAAUACGAACAUAUACUCGCAAGUAAACUUUGCCGGGAGGCCAUUCUACAUGCUCGGUAUUCUGGGCUUCAAGGUCUCGCUAUGUUUUGCGUAUCUUAGACUUGUUGAAAAGAGGAGGAUGUACCGGCGAAUUACGUGGACCGUUCUCAUCACUUGUGCGCUGGCGCACAUCGGUGGGAUACUGGUGUUGAUGUUUCAAUGCAAGCCUGUAGGUUCCCAGUCUUCGUGGAGUUCCGGGCGGGUGAUCAAAGCUACCGCAGUUUCAGGGACUAAUCGCCGAAUCCGUGAUAUUUUUAUAGGUCCAUAAAUCGUGGUCACCGCUGACUCCGGGGAAGUGUCUUCCUAAUGACAUCACUUUUUACAUUCUCGCUGGUAAAGCCAUACCCGUCUCGAGAAAUGGGAGUUGGAAUAGGGCUCCUUACUGAUACAUUGAUACAUGAUAGCUAUAACAAUCUUCUUCGAUCUCUGUGUAAUCAUCCUUCCCAUCCCCCUAUUCCUAAGGACCCUUAUCCCGAACCGCAAAAAGGUGGUCUUAAUCGUUCUUUUCGCCCUCUUCGGCUUCACCACUGUAUGCUCAGUGAUGCGAAUGGUGCAAAUCAUCACUAUUGCCAAGAACGGGAAUAGCACAAUGCUGGUCCUCUGGGGGACUAUAGAAAUGAACGUUGGGAUCACUACAACCUGCAUCCCGACCCUAGCUCCUUUAUUCAAGUUCUUCCGGGAAAGGUCCACUGCGAAGGCUUCUUCGGGGUACACUUCCGGUGCCAGCAGGGCCUCGAAGAAGAGAAACAUCGAGCUGACGUUCAUGGGGCAAUUGCCCAAGGGAACGUCAGCCUACGUCACGAGUGCUAGGCAGAGUGAGGAGAGGAUAUUGGGGUCUAGGGAGGAAGGCGGAAUUGGUGUGAAGACAGAUAUCCAGGUGGAGGUUUCGAGCGCGUAUUCUCAGGGUGGCCGGUCUUGA